Messenger RNA from Phycodurus eques (leafy seadragon), 2540 nucleotides. RefSeq names its product retinol dehydrogenase 8-like. The record is from RefSeq and is a predicted model, not a curated record. Lineage: Eukaryota; Metazoa; Chordata; Actinopteri; Syngnathiformes; Syngnathidae. Gene Ontology annotation, cellular component: cytoplasm. The transcript has 6 exons. Gene Ontology annotation, molecular function: estradiol 17-beta-dehydrogenase [NAD(P)+] activity. The coding region runs from base 5 to 958 and encodes 317 amino acids. Gene Ontology annotation, biological process: estrogen biosynthetic process.
AGAGAUGGCGAGCGGCGGGCAAAAAGUGGUGCUGAUCACCGGGUGCUCGUCGGGCAUCGGCCUAAGGAUGGCCGUGAUGCUUGCCAAAGACCAACAAAAGCGUUACCACGUCAUAGCUACGAUGCGAGACCUGAAGCGCAAGGACAAGCUGGUGGAAGCUGCUGGGGACGCGUACGAGAAAACACUCUCUCUGGCCGUGCUGGACGUGUGUAGCGACGAGUCGGUCAAACAGUGUAUCAACACCAUCAAGGAUCGCCACGUCGACGUCCUUAUCAACAAUGCGGGCAUCGGUCUGGUGGGCCCACUGGAGAGCAUUCCCAUGGAGGAGAUGAAGAAGGUGUUCGAGACCAAUUUCUUCGGCGUAAUUCGAAUGAUUAAGGAGGUGAUGCCGGACAUGAAGAGACGCAAAGGAGGACACAUCAUCGUGGUCAGCAGUGUCAUGGGACUCCAAGGAGUUGUCUUUAAUGACAUCUACGCGGCUUCUAAGUUUGCCAUGGAGGGCUUUUGCGAGAGUCUGGCCGUGCAGCUGCUGAAGUUUAACGUCACGUUGUCGAUGAUUGAGCCUGGCCCAGUUCACACGGAGUUUGAGGCCAAGAUGAUUCAAGACGUGCGGCAGAAGGAGUACCCGGGAGCCGACCCGGACACGGUGCACUACUUCAAGAACGUCUACCUGCCGUCUUCUGUGGACAUAUUCGAGACGCUGGGACAAACGCCGGAUGACAUAGCCAGAUGCACCAAGAAGGUCAUCGAAGCCAGCAGCCCUCGAUUCCGUAACCUGACCAACCCCUUGUACACGCCCAUCGUGGCGCUCAAGUACGCCGACGAGACGGGCGGCCUGUCAGUUCACGCCUUCUACCACAUGCUCUUCAACCUGGGCCCGCUCAUGCACGUCAGCGUGACCGCCAUGAAGUAUCUCACCUGCGGCUGUCUGAGGAGCCGCGCUGUGUCGCCAAACUAAGGAAGCAUAUCGACCGCUGACUUACACUGAAUUAACACUACAUUACCAUUAGGGGUGUAAAUUGUAAAUGAAAAUCCAUGACUCAGGGGCCGUCAACCUUAUUUUUGUUAUGGGCCACAUUGUAGUUAUGGUUUCUCUCAGAGGGCCGUUAUGACUGUGAAACCAUAUUGUCAUCAUAUGAUUACAUAUACACAACAAAUUGAUGGAUAACUAGUUUUGAACUCGGAAGUGAAGGAUAAUAGUUUGUUCAACUAUUUUUCAAGGUACGUACCGAACUGUGAUUGUUGGCUUAUCGUUACACCCCUAUUUACCAUACAUUUACCAUAGAUACAUUUACAUGCUCAGCGGUAGUGGUGCAUCAGAAAAAAGAGAUUCCCCUAGCAAAGCUAGUGUUAAUUCAUUGUCAUGCCAUAUUUUCUUCUAUACAUACAACUGCAAACAAAUCACUUCAAUGUUUUCUUCAUUUGCUGUCGUUUGAACAAUACAUUGACAACAAAACUAGAAUGAACGUUUUAACUGACUGGCGCCAUCUUGUGGAUUUAUAGGAAUUCGGGGGUUAUGCAAACAUUUCAAUUUGUUUUUUUUUCUAAGGAAAGUCCAGUUAAUUGCCUUUCUGUGACUCUUCCAGUCUCUGUGUUGCAACUUGCUGAUGACAUUCUAAACUCAGUGGCCACUUCCUUUAAGAAUAUCCUGAAGCCUGUCAAUGGUUAAGUACUUUUGAUCAGUUGUGAGGUGUCGUCUUGGUCUCAUGAUGUCAAAAUGUGGACAGCAUGAUGAAGAGGACUGCUUAAAUACCAAUUCUAACUUAACUCAAAAAUGGCUUGGCUCAAACGCCUGUGAAUUUUGCCAAUCAGCUUCAAUGUAAGAAAAAAAGCAAGUUGUGCAAAAAAAGAACUGCAGCACUGAACAGUUAAACAUGCAUUCACAAGUUUAAACAUGACGGUCAAAUUAAGUUUAGCUGGCUGUAAAGGUCACUGUACACUUUACGCUCAUCAUGGAAUUUCACCCUCAAGCCCAAUUUAAGUGAGUAGUGUAGUCUAUGUUAACUACCUAACUGAGAAAGACUAAUUAUUAAUUAAAUAUGUAAACCUUUGCAUACUUAACUCACGGUGCCAAUAACACCACUCAGCGUGAACUUCCUACGACGCUACCUUGUCACGUAUGAAAAUUAAAUAAUGAUAAAAAUUGACAUUACCGAGAUUAGUUUAGUUUUAGCGUUCGAUUUAAAAAGGCGGCCACUGUUAACUAUGUCAACCUUUUUAUGUCAAAUAAACAAGAUAAUAUUUAAAUUAAAUGCUAUCUUCUUUGUUUAUUUUAUGUGACAUUUCAGCUUUUGUUUAUUUAUUUUUCCUAAUUUUAACCUAUAUCAAACGCUGUAUUGGAAGUUUCGCAGUAAAGUCUAACUUCACUACAGCUGCUAAAACUAAAACUCUCCCAUUAACUGAAUUGAUUCUGGCAGGUCGAAUUGAUUCUGGCAGGUCGUCCUGUUACUUGCCCUGAUCGAGUUGUAGGAACUCGAUUGCUUUCGCCGUCGCGGUGAGUGCAACGCGUAAAGUCUUCCGCCAUGUUGCAGCGGUGAAUU